Etheostoma spectabile (orangethroat darter) is the source of this 2644-nucleotide messenger RNA. RefSeq names its product WASP homolog associated with actin, golgi membranes and microtubules (gene whamm). The transcript is spliced from 11 exons. The coding region runs from base 89 to 2434 and encodes 781 amino acids. The record is from RefSeq and is a predicted model, not a curated record. Gene Ontology annotation, cellular component: endoplasmic reticulum-Golgi intermediate compartment membrane; cytoplasm. Gene Ontology annotation, molecular function: Arp2/3 complex binding; actin binding. Gene Ontology annotation, biological process: Arp2/3 complex-mediated actin nucleation; endoplasmic reticulum to Golgi vesicle-mediated transport. Lineage: Eukaryota; Metazoa; Chordata; Actinopteri; Perciformes; Percidae.
UGAAGGCGGCUUACGUCACACAAAUGGCGGACGUUGUAAACAGAGCCAACAGCUUCUCGGAGGCCAAAGUGAAACAUCUCUUUUUAAGAUGAAUACCGUAGAGUUUGAGCGUUUAGAUAGUCUGGAGGGCUGGGUGGCCGUUAAAAGCAACAUAUUUGAAGAACCCGAGACGUUCAAGCUAGGUUUCAUCGUACAGUGGAAUGUCAUCGAGUGUAAGUUUGCCGUCACCUGCCACAACCGGACGUUACAACGGCAAAAACGCAAAUCCGAAGAAGUCGCUUUCGGCGACGCUCAGAUGAGCUGGGCUGGACUCUUCUCCGUGAGCGAUUUGAAACACAUCCAUCAGCAGUUUAUAUGUGUGGCAGACGUCUUGGGGACCUGCUUCCCGGAUUUGUCAGAGUUCGAAGAGGGCAACAUUUGGGACUUGCUCUUCCUGAAUCGGAGGUCAGGUCCCGAGGACUACGACAAGAGGGAUUUUGACACGCCGUGUAGAAAACUCGAAAAAUACUUCAGCACAGCCAUUGACAUCUGCGGGCGAAAGAUUGUGCUCGAUACGUUGUUCACGCAGGAUGAGCGGGAUGUCGAUGAGUACUUUGAAAAUCUACAGGAGUUCAAGAGGAAGACCAUGCAGGAGGAGAUGUCGAGGGCCAAGGCUCACGUACGGCAGCUCCUACAGACUCAUGGCAGUGCAGACCGAAUGGUCGCGCUGCUUGACAUCUACGAGGAAGAGGACGAGGCCUACCAGGACCUGGUCACUGUGGCCACCACCUUCUUCCAGUAUCUGCUCCAACCAUUCCGGGACAUGAGAGAGCUGGCCUGCCUCUACAAGAUAGAGAUCCUGAAGUCUUUGGAGUUUGAGGACUUGGGUCCUAAGAGAAUUGCAGCUCUGGAGAAGGAGGCGGAGGAUUGGAGAACGAAAGCAGAAGAUGCAGUCGCCUCAAUUCAGGACAUCACUGUCACCUACUUUGCACAGACUUCAAAGGCUCUCAAAGGUAUGUUGAAGCAGAUGGAGGAGGAUAAGUGUCGUUUUGGAGCCGCCGCCUGGGCGUCUGCAGCUCCAAGACUGGAGAAACUACGCUUCCUUCUAGCCAAAGAAACCCUGCAGCAUAUGAGAGCCACGGAGAUGUGCCUCAACCGCAAGAAAGACGGCAUCAGAGAAAGGCUGGGUGGCUUGUCUGGCAGAAUCAAGAGCCACAAAACUGAUUCCAGGUCUGCGUCUAAGUACGGUCAGCAGCAGGACACGGUGGACGAGCUGGAGCUGGAAUUCUAUGAAACCCAACUAGAACUGUACAACACCAAGUUUGAGAUCCUGAAGAAUGAGGAGCAGCUGCUGGUGGCUCAGAUAGACACGCUGCGACGGCAGAUCAAAGAGCUGAAGGAGGAGGUGGUGUACUAUGAUGUGUGCGAGGAUGCAGAGGAGCUGCAGAGCAUGGUCCGCACAGAUAUUCAAAUAACGGACUCUCCGGCUGUCAGCCUGCUCAAAACACGCCUACAGACCUUGGAGACCAAGAGAGGCAACAUCUGUGCCCGACGAGCUUAUCUCCGCAACAAAAAGGAUCAGUGCAUAGAGGCCAACGAGCAGAAGAGGCUGCCCGCCAAGCAGAGCUCUAUACUCUUCAACCAGCAUCAUCAGGUCCACCUGAAACGAGAGAAGAGGAAAGAGGAGGAGCAGCAGAGGAAACAGUGGGUGGACCAGGAACGAGAGAAGACUCUGAGCAGAUUACGAUCCUUUAGAGAGAGGCGGCAGGGCCAGUACAUGCUGAAGACUCCUCAUUCCAGGAUGUCUCCUUCAGAAGUCCCAGUUCCCUCCCAGCCGCUGUCCAUCAUCAGCCUCGGCCCCUCAGAAGGACCGUCCUCUGUCCGUCCUGCACCCAGGCGCAAUAAAACACCCAAAAAAGAGCAGCCCAAGGACAUCCCUAUCCAAAUCUUCUCUGCACAGCCACCGCCAACAACCACUUGUCCUACUGCACCUCCUCCCCCACCACCACCACCACCUCCACCUCCCCCACCACUGCCCCCUGCCAUAUAUCCUCCACCUGUCCAAGCUUUGCCUUCCUCUAAAGACACACCAAUGCCUCUCAGUGAAAAAGAUGACCCUCCUUUUCCAGCCAAGAACAUGCUCAAACAAAAUAUAGGAACGAUGGAUCAAGUGUUGGCCUCAUUGCAACGUGGACAGAUCCAACUUCGAAAGGUCCCCGUUCCCGGCGCAGCGUCGCCAGCUGAGGACUCGAGGAGCAGUCUGAUGUCUGCCAUCCGACUGGGAGUCACCCUGAAGAAGAUGGUACGCGCACCCGAUGAAGUCCCGAGCGGCGGAGACAACGAGCUGGAGCGCAGCAUCAAAGCCGCCAUGAUGAGGAUGAAGAAGGUGGCAGCCGACUCCGACGAGGAUGACAGAGGAGACGACGAGACGCACAAUACGGACUGGGACAGCUGAGAACUAGGCACUGCGCAAUUAAUCGAAUAUUAAUCGUGAUCACGAUUUUGGCUUCCCAGACUGCGCGAUAUUGAUCUCUGCACACAUCAGACGGCUUGAUAAUAACUUAUUUUGAUGCAAAGACUUGUACAUUAGCAGGAAUGUAGCACAACAAGUGAAAGCAGCGCUCUGUUCAUUUAAAUUUAAAAGUGCAAUAAAAAUAUUUCCUCC